Molecule: messenger RNA, 210 nt
Organism: Botrytis porri
Lineage: Eukaryota; Fungi; Ascomycota; Leotiomycetes; Helotiales; Sclerotiniaceae
Exons: 1
Coding region: 1-210 (69 amino acids)
Source: RefSeq, a predicted model, not a curated record
AUGCCUUCCAUGAAAUUGCAGGCUAUGUAUAAUGCACUAGCUCAACAUGGCGUCGCUCUUAAUGGUUCCUCUGUACCUGUGCGUCGCCGAUGUUAUGUCGCGGUAGAGUUGGGGUCAAAAAUAAAACCAAGACUGAUAGGAAGUCAGAUUGGUCAGGAAACUAAAAGAUGGUACUCGCAGGAAAGGAUUAGUGGUAAAAAAAAUGUGUAA